UGUAAACAAGAAGUGCGAACGCAGACGCGGCGAGUUUAAUUUUGCUCAGCCGUGCAGCGACAUUAAAUAUUGUCAUAAACUCGCAGCGUGUUGUUUCGGUAUAUUUAAAUGAACGUAUACGUGAGCUAUUGGAUUGUUCCAGUAGUUUUGACUGCUGUCUGUGGAUGAGUUGGUAAUAAAUUGACUUCUUUUAGACCCCAGCGACUGGUGGAAGCUACAUUUCGGCUAGGCUAGGCUACUUGAUAUCUGGCCUGAAGACUUUGGGGAUGUUUUCGUUGAAUUCAAUACAGUUUUCUGCACCGUUCGCGGAGUUGGCAGUGGUUGGCUGUUACUCCUCUUAGCUAACUUCAUAAUGAGCAGUUCGACAGAUUGAACUGGCUAAAUACUGUUACCAUGGGAGAUAAAGAGCUCAGCCUUAUUGACAAGCAGUUGACAAGUUUAAAAGAUGUUCCCCUGAGUCCUGAUGUUACAUCUCUUAAUCUGCACUGCAAUCACAUCCCGAGGAUCGAGGGCCUGUCCUCUGCUUGGCAUUUGCACCACUUAGACCUUUCUUCCAAUCGCAUAUGUAAGAUUGAGGGUCUGAGUUCCCUCACCUCCCUCAGGACUCUGAAUUUAUCAUCCAACUUAAUCACAAAGGUUGAAGGAUUGAAUGGCCUUGUGAACUUGAAGAAAUUAAACUUGUCCUACAAUCAGAUAAAUAAUGUUACAGGUCUGCUGUAUCUUCAUGGCACUGAGUACAAACUGAAGCACCUCAGUCUUCAUGCCAACCUCAUAGACAGCAUCGAUCAUCUUCUGCAGUGUCUACUGGGGUUACAAGGCUUACGUAGCGUCACUUUAAACCAGGAUGGUGAAGACAACCCCAUCUGCAUUGCACCAGAAUACUGGGAAAUUGUUAUGGAGUCAUUGCCACAGAUUUCUGUCCUGGAUGGCCUGGACCGGCUCAGACAUCCUUCGUCUCUGGGUAUAAGCAGUGACAUCCCUGGGCUGGAUGACUAUGUGGACUUUUUGCUUUCCUCCGAUACAAGCCACGGUGAAGCGGUUAGGCGUGCUGUCACCAUGCCAAGCAUCGACAAGGCACUAACUGAGUUUCGGCAGGAGAUCGCCUCAGAAAAAACAAUAGACGCCGCCACAGGUCCAGUCACCCAACCAGUCCGUCAGAACUCUCAGCCAGUUUGUCCCACUGUUACUGUUUCACCUGACCCCGUCAAUGAAGAGCGCAUCAAGAAGCUGGAGCACCAGGUGUCGCAGCUCAUCCAGCAGGCCCCUGCCGGUGAAAGAGUAGGCAUCUCUACUUAUGCUCAGACGAAGAUACGCAAAGCCAAGAGGGACACAGACCAGACAUCAGAAAGUGAAUGUGACGGGAAAGAAAACAAAAAGCACACAAGAAUUUCCAAAUUCCAUAACACGACAACGACAAGCACGACCACCCAGGAGUCCAAGAGCACCAGAUCGGACAGCGAUCACGAGAAUAGUAAAGUGAACAUGUCAAAGUCUGCUGUGGGGACCAGAAGAAAGGCUGCUGGAGCUAGAGCUGCACAGUCCAUUUCUCAAACCUGGAAGCGACCUUUGAGAGCAGCUAAGACCUCUGGCUGUGUAACAGUCAAGUCCUCUCAAGAAGAAGAAACCUAUAGGAUAAUCAUGGAGGAGCGCGAUCAGGAAAUGGAGAGACGUUGGAAGGCAGAACAAGCUGUGAGGAAGCUGACAGAGGAGCUGAAAUGCCUGCAGACAAAAGUCAGCGAGGAAAAAGACCUCCAGAGUAUGGCUCUGCAUACCACAGAUAGACUGAAGGAGCUGCUGCUGAAAGAGAGAUCAGGACGCUCUGAGCUGCAGGCUCGUGUUGAGGAGCUGGAGACAAGGUGUCAGUCUCUUAGCCGGCAGCUGGAGCAGGCCCGGAGCAGUGAGGAACAACACAGAGCUUCGCUGCAAAGACUGGAGGAAACCGUCUCCCAUGGAGACGCUCUCAGGGCUCGCCAGCAGGCUGAGGAGGUACACUUUCUGACUGUGUAUAGGAGGGCUCUAAAACAGCUAGAGCUGCGGCUGCAGCCCGGCGGGGCAGAUUUCCAGCAGGCGGUGUCAAAGGAAGUAGCAGCAGUGGAACAGAGACAUCAGCAGAGGGAGGCGGAGCUGCAGGAGAAGCUGGCAGAGGGCAGGAAGCUGUAUGCUGCUCUGGAGGACGAGUUCCGUAUGGCGCUAACCAUCGAGGCAAAUCGCUUCUCCGAGGUGAAGGAGGCUUGUGAUCAUAUGACUGCAGAGCUGAUGGAGUUCAAGACGAGCCUUGCUCAGUCCCAGCAAAAGGAGAAGAAAUCAGGUGCUCUGGUGCAGGAACUCACCGCAAUGGUGAAAGAACAGAAGAACAGAAUCUCUGAGCUCAUCAAAGCCAAGAAAGAUGCUGUUGCUGAGCUCAAGAACCGUGUGCAUUACCUGGAAACAGAGGGAGAGCAAAGCCAGCGUUUAGGGCUGCAGCUCGAGAUGCUGAAGAAAGAAAAGGCACGGCUUGUUUCUCAGCUCACAGCUCAGGAGUCGGUCAUUGACGGCCUGCGGGCUGAGAGGAGGAUUUGGGGCCAGGAGCUGGCCCAGCAGGGUGCGUCGUUGGCUCAGGAUCGUGGACGUUUGGAGGCCAGGAUAGAGGUGCUGACUGCUGAGAUGGAGACUCAGAGAAAACAGAACGACAGAGACCACGAUGCCCUUAGAAUCAAAGCCAAAAUUGUGGAUGACCAGACUGAGACCAUUCGAAAACUAAAAGAGUCGUUGCAGGAGCGUGACGAUCUGAUCCGCAGGUUGAAGGAGGAGGCUGUGCAGACCCAAAAAAAGUUUCAGCAGCAGCUAGAGGGUGAAACAAGCCAGCAGACUGAGCUGAAAGAGCAGCUGGUACAUCUUACCCUGCGUAAAGAGGAGCUGAAACAGCAGCUGGAAGAUAAGGAAGCAGAGCUGGAGGAUGUCAAAAGAGUUUACAGUGACUCAAACCAGAAGUGGCAGGAGAAGGCAGAGCUGCUAACUCGACUUGAAAGCCAAGUGAAACGUAUGAAGGAAAAUUUUGAUUCCAAGGAGCGCUUGCUGCUGGAAGAAAGAGAGAAAGCAUCAGAGGCGCACAAAGCUGCAGUGGACAAGUUGCGCUGUGUGGAUGAUGCUUUUCGUCGGCAGCUGGAGUCAGUCCAGGCCGCACAUCAAGCCGAGCUGCUGCAGCUGUCUAAUGAAAAACAUAAACACAUAGAGCAAGCUAAUCUAAAGGUGUAUGAAGUAGAGGAAGAGAUGCGUCAACUCCUGGAGGAGACGAAGGCCAACAAGAAAGUCAUGGAGGAAAAACUGAAGCGCCUUACAAAUGUGUUAAAAGACUUUAACACAUAAAAUGUCAACAACAUGACCACCGGACAGUUUUAAUGCUGAAUUUAUUUUUAUAGAUGCAACUGUAUUUUUUGUGUGUAAAUAUUUAAAUAUUUUUAAAAUCUUU
Molecule: messenger RNA, 3448 nt
Organism: Gambusia affinis (western mosquitofish)
Lineage: Eukaryota; Metazoa; Chordata; Actinopteri; Cyprinodontiformes; Poeciliidae
Gene: lrrcc1
Product: leucine rich repeat and coiled-coil centrosomal protein 1
Exons: 19
Coding region: 394-3345 (983 amino acids)
Cellular component (GO): centrosome; cytoplasm
Molecular function (GO): protein binding
Source: RefSeq, a predicted model, not a curated record